GAGGGGCCCGGGCCGCGGAGAGGGAAAUCGUCACUUUGCCAGUGCGCUCUCCCCAAAAAAAAGCCGAUACCGACUAGCCGCGUUCACGAGGUACACACGCGCCGGGAGUUUGGUCGUGCAUCUGUGAUUCGUUCCGGCGCUCCCUCGGCAAGAGCGUCGGCUCGCAGCGUUCCUCGUCUAGUAGGACCGGUGGGUGUCCGACGCGCCGCACGCACGCCCCCGACGCACGCCACUGGCAUGCCGGUGGCGGCCAACGAACGUAUAUGCGCGCUCACGAGGACGGCAGUGAGU
Molecule: messenger RNA, 291 nt
Organism: Pelagomonas calceolata
Lineage: Eukaryota; Pelagophyceae; Pelagomonadales; Pelagomonadaceae
Source: the annotation of a GenBank genome assembly